ACGUGACCGCCUCGCUCCUCGCCCCGUCGAGAUGGCGGCGCCUGUGGAAGAGGAGCAAGCGCUGCUGGACGAGGACUCGUUGCCGGAGCACGAUGGCUGCCCUGCGCGGAAGCCGAUGUCGGCCCUGUGCGACCCGCAGCGGGUGGCUCAUCGGAUGCUGGUCCUGUCGCUCAUGUGCUUCCUGGGCUUCGGCAGCUAUUUUUGCUAUGACAACCCCGCAGCGUUGCAAACUCAGGUCCAAAAGGAUAUGAAGGUGAACACAGCUGAAUUCAUGGCACUGUAUGCCUGGUAUUCUUGGCCUAAUGUGGUUCUCUGUUUCUUUGGAGGCUUUCUGAUAGACAGAGUCUUUGGAAUAAGGUGGGGCACAAUAAUAUUCAGCACCUUUGUCUGUAUUGGACAGGUGAUAUUUGCUGUGGGAGCAAUAUGUAAUGCUUUUUGGCUGAUGGAAGCCGGCAGAUUUGUAUUUGGGAUUGGUGGAGAGUCCUUAGCAGUGGCGCAAAAUACCUAUGCUGUCAGUUGGUUUAAAGGAAAAGAAUUAAACCUUGUGUUUGGGCUGCAGCUCAGCAUGGCUAGAAUUGGGAGCACUGUCAAUAUGAACAUUAUGGGAUGGGUGUACUCCAAAGCUCAAGAUCUGAUCGGUUCUACGGGUCACACCACUCUUGGUAUAGCUCUCUUGAUAGGUGGUGUGUCCUGUAUCUUUUCACUACUCUGUGCUCUCAUUCUUGGUUAUCUGGAUAAAAGAGCAGAGAAAAUUCUUUGCAAAGAGCAGGGAAAAACUGGUGAAGUGAUAAAAUUAACCGAUGUGAAAGACUUCUCGCUGUCCUUGUGGCUCAUAUUUAUUAUCUGCGUUUGCUACUAUGUGGCCGUCUUCCCUUUCAUUGGACUUGGAAAGGUUUUCUUCAUUGAGAAAUUCAAGUUUUCUCCUCAAGAAGCAAGUGCAAUCAACAGCAUUGUCUAUAUCAUAUCGGCACCCAUGUCCCCUGUCUUUGGAUUCCUGGUGGACAAAGUUGGAAGGAAUGUCACCUGGGUUAUGUGUGCUGUAGUGAUUACUCUGGCUUCUCAUAUAAUGCUUGCCUUUACCUUCUGGAACCCCUGGAUUGCCAUGUGUUUCCUGGGAGUAGCUUAUUCUCUGCUGGCCUGUGCCUUGUGGCCUAUGGUAGCUUUCGUUGUCCCUGAACACCAGCUCGGAACCGCUUAUGGCUUCAUGCAGUCAAUCCAGAACUUGGGCCUGGCCAUCAUUGCCAUCGCAGCUGGCAUGAUCCUGGAUUCCCGGGGCUACCUCUUCCUAGAAAUCUUCUUCAGUGCUUGUUUGUGCUUGGCCCUCAUUGCUGUUGUCAUGCUGUACUUUGUGAAUCUCCUCAGAGGAGGUGACCUUAACUGGUCUGCAAAGAAAAGGGAAAAACUACAGAAACUAGCUGUGGCUGAAGCAAAAAGACGGGAAAAAAUCAGACGUCAGAAUGAAGAUGACUUAGCCAAAUUGCAACCAAAGAAUGACUUUAGUUUGAGGAAUAGGUAUCUCUCCAGAUUAGGUGCUCAGCUGCCAGACACCUAUGUUUGCCACUUAGCUGCACUGGCACACAGAAGUGUGUUGAAAUAGCAGAAUUGUGUCAAGAUGUGGAAAUGGCAGUGUGAAAUUUUGUGCAACGCAGGACCCCCCCCCCACUCUUCUGUGGAAGAGAGCUGCAAUAUACAGAAUGAAAAGCGGUCAAUAUUAGAUCUUGUGCGAACAAGCAGUUAGCUGACCUCUUGGAAGAUUUUAAGAUGCUACAUUGAAUUCUGUGCCAAAGUGGGUGGGGUGGAACUUUUUUUUUAAAAAAAGUUUCCAUGGAUUUACAGCUGUUUGCAGUCACUUGCUUUGCUUAGAACUCAUAUCCGCUUACUGUUUUCCAGAGUGGCAAUCUUGCAUUUUAAAUAGAAUUUCAUAAAACAAUAUGAAUUUGGGGUAAACCCCCCCAAAAACCUGUUCAGUAUAACCACACUCUGGAAUCAAAUAUCUUUUAUUCACAUUCUAGGUUUCUUUUGCUCUUAAGAAGGAAACAGUGGAGCCUUAAUUCACUAGACUAUUAAUUUCUGUGAAAUUUUUAGCUUUUUAUCAGAAACUUUUUAAACGCACUACUACCCUUAAAAGUGACUUCUUGAAGAUGUGGGAAUUUUCAUAUUUUGUGUUGAUGAAAAGCAGAAGCAUGACGUUUCCUAUGGAAAUAGCUUAAAAUGUAUUUCUUCUUCUUUAUUAAGGUAAUGAUAGCAAUAAAAUGGUAGAACUUGCUGUUGCAGUUCGUUGCAAUAAGAAAAGCCAUUUGUUGUGGCCAUAAAUGAAAUGGAUUAAAAUUCCAGGAGGAAACGGUCCUCAGGGUCAUCGUCAGGCUUCUAUCACUGCAGAAAUGUUUUAAUAUGAAGCUGUUAAUAGUUAAAUAUUGCAUUACUAGCAAUGCAGUCAUCAGUUGGUUAACACUGGGUGUUACCUGCUGUUAUAUAAGCUGGUGCACCUUUCAACUUGAAUGUUGAUAGUGCAUCUUGGUACUUGAACCGUAUCUUGGUACUCGAACGGCUUGGCUCCUGAACAUAUCAGCUCCUGAAUGCCACAAACCUGGAAGUGAGCGUUCCGGUUUGCAAACGUUUUUCGGAAGCCGAACGUCCGACACAGCUUCUGCAGCUUUCAUUUGAGUUCAGAAAGCUCCUGCAGCCAAUCGGAAGCUGUGCCUUGGUUUUCAAAUGGUUUGGGGAAUUGAAAGGACUCCUGGAAAGGACUAUGUUCGAGAACCAAGGUACCACUGUACACAAAUGUACUGUGUGGAAUCUCUUAGGCUACAAUCCUUUACACACUUAACUGGGAGCAUAGCCCAUUGAAACUGGUUCAAAUCCCCACGAUGGGGUGAGCUCCCGUUGCUCGGCCCCUGCUCCUGCCCACCUAGCAGUUCGAAAGCAUGUCAAAGUGCAAGUAGAUAAAUAGGUACCACUCCAGUGGGAAGGUAAACGGCGUUUCCGUGCACUGCUUUGGUUCACCAGAAGCAGCUUAGUCAUGCUGGCCACAUGACCCGGAACCUGUCUGCGGACAAACACUGGCUCCCUCGGUCUAUAGAACGAGAUGAGCGUGCAACCCCAGAGUCAUCUGCGACUGGACCUAACGGUCAGGGGUACUUUUACCUUUACCUUUAAGCUAUAACAAAGGGACUGGUGGGUGGUGCUGUGGUCUAAACCACUGAGCCUAGGGCUUGCCGAUCGGAAGGUCGGCGGUUCGAAUCCCCGCGAGGGGUGAGCUCCCGUUGCUCGGUCCCAGCUCCUGCCAACCUAGCAGUUUGAAAGCACACCAAAAAGUGCAAGUAGAUAAAUAGGUACUGCUCUGGCGGGAAGGUAAAUGGCGUUUCCCUGCGAUGCUCUGGUUUCGCCAGAAGCGGCUUAGUCAUGCUGGCCACAUGACCCAGAGAAACUGCGGACAAACGUCAGCUUCCUCGGCCUGUAAAGUGAGAUGAGCGCCAUAACCCCAGAGUCGUUCACAACUGUACUUAACUGUCUGGGGUCCUUUUCCUUUAAGCUAUAAUAAGCAGUAUCUACACAGUCUUGAAAACUGCUGAAGGCUCUGGAACACAGUUCUCUUUACUCAAGCACAAGACUUGUUUUUAGAACACACUAUACCUGAACGAACAUUGAUGACCUAAAACAAAGUCAUAUACUGUACUCCCAAGUCAAUUGGAUGCAUUUCUUUUACUACUUAUUUCAUGAGAAAUAAUAAUAAAUAUUUUAGAGGAAAAUGUAAAUUCUAAAUGGAUGGCUUAUUUGUAAUUGUAAUUAUUUCCCCUUUCUUGCUAAUAAAGCCAAAUAAGCACAAUAGUAUGCUGCUUUUUAAUAUUUGUUUUCACUUAUUUUAUAGCACACAUACUCAGGUGGAUGGAAAGAUAAGUGCUGCAAGCCAGCUUGUUGAGCUCUUCGCGUAUUAAAGUAUUAACAAGUUAGGGCUAAUUUUAUGUCUGGAAAAACUGUGCUGGUGGGAAAUAAAGAAUAAAGCUAUUCUUUUAUGCAGAUAGAGAUUGUAACUGCGCCUUUUGCCCAGAUAUAUUAAUACUCUUAGCUGUGCACUGCAACUUCCCUGCUUUCCUCUUCCCAUGCCCCUCCCUGCCCAUCGAGGGGAUCCCACCAUCUUCUGAAGCAGACUUAGGGGUUGUCCUGAGAAAAACGUCGUUAUAGUGGUACAAGUUGCUUAGUUGGAUACUGCCCUACUCAUGAAGUUUCUCUGGUGUAAAUACCUACUUCCGCUGGCUAAAGAUUAAGCUUGAUACUACGUAAAAUGACUUGGUUCUCAUGAAAUUGCAUAUAAGCUCUACUCCAAAUGGGCCAAACAACCCCCCUACUUGUUGAUUUUCAUUUUCAAACCUUCCAUUAGGUUUUGACUUCA
Messenger RNA from Zootoca vivipara (common lizard), 4390 nucleotides. RefSeq names its product major facilitator superfamily domain containing 1 (gene MFSD1). Gene Ontology annotation, biological process: transmembrane transport. Gene Ontology annotation, molecular function: transmembrane transporter activity. NCBI's taxonomy places the organism in Eukaryota, Metazoa, Chordata, Lepidosauria, Squamata, Lacertidae. The record is from RefSeq and is a predicted model, not a curated record. Gene Ontology annotation, cellular component: lysosome.